Messenger RNA from Aureobasidium vineae, 1428 nucleotides. The record is from the annotation of a GenBank genome assembly. NCBI's taxonomy places the organism in Eukaryota, Fungi, Ascomycota, Dothideomycetes, Dothideales, Saccotheciaceae.
AUGCAAUCAUGGCGCGUGGCUCGACCGAAUUUGCGUCGUGUAUUUGGCACACCAGUCCGACCUUGUCCCUCGACAAGGCCCUACUCAUCACAAACCGUCGUCAAGCGUGCGACAUACGCUGUCACCGCCAGCGCGCUUGCCGGAAUAGCGGUCUGGCAAUUCGCAACCACUCGCAAUGAUGCACCAUUCCUGGGAAUCCAAGAAGCUCGGCACAUAACCAACAGUACUGGCCUCUCGAAAGAAGAAGUCACCAAGAUGCUUUCGCAAGAGGCGUUUUCGUUCCCGGUGAAAGGAGUUUCUGGCAUAGAGAGAUACGAUGGUGCGCAAUUGGCUUCCAACAGCGUGUGUGAGGAUAAAUUUGUGCAUGGCAAAUUGCCUUCACCAAGAAAUGAUGGUAAACCAUGGAUGACUUGGGCUGUCUUCGACGGACAUGCGGGAUGGCAGACCGCAGACCUGCUAGAAAAGCGGCUUUUGCCUCUGGUACAGCAAUACCUUAGUCAAGCUAAACUUACCCCUGAAGCACAAUCUGGAUAUAAUGAACUCACUCAAGACACCAUCACAAAAGCAUUUAUGGACCUCGACAACUCGAUCAUCGAGACAGCACGCAAAACCUCUGAAAGUACCAUGCCACUGCAACAAAAGAUGCAAAGAUUACUUCCUGCUUUUGCGGGUUCGUGUGCUUUACUCUCUUUGUUCGAUCCCGUCACCAGCACUCUACAUGUAGCUUGCACCGGUGAUUCUCGAGCCGUCCUCGGAAAGAAAAACCACGAUGGCACAUGGACAGCCAUCCCCCUCUCCAUCGACCAAACCGGCAGCAACAGUGACGAGAUCGCCAAAAUCCAUCGCGAGCAUCCCGGCGAGGAGGAUAUCGUCAAGAACGGACGAGUCCUGGGGUUAAUGGUUUCCCGCGCUUUUGGCGAUGGACGUUGGAAAUGGCCAGCGGAUUUGCAAACAGGGCUCAAGGAAAAGUUCUUCGCACCAGGAUUGCCGAAGUCAGCUCCAAAUGCUCCGACACCGCCAUAUAUUACUGCAGAGCCGGUCGUCACUAGCACAGUCAUCGACUCUGAAACCCCUUCUUUUCUCAUCGUAGCAACAGAUGGCUUGUGGGAUAUGCUUUCCAAUCAACAAGCCGUCAAUCUUGUUGGCACAUGGCUAGACUUGCAGUCCGGCAAAUCUAUCACCAGCAAACCACAACCCAGCUAUGCGCCCCUCGACUUUAGCAAACUUGAGAAAGGCGUAAACGAGAAAUUCGAAGAGCAAAGAGCGACAAAUCAAGAUGGCAAUGUUGCUGUGCAUCUGAUGCGUAAUGCUCUUGGCGGUAACUAUGAGGAAUUGCUUGCUGGAAGACUUGCAGCUAGCAGUCCGAUCUCGAGAGAGUUGAGGGAUGAUGUUACUGUGCAGGUGGCUUUCUUCAAUUGUCGUGUAUAG